AAAAUCUCUCCACUUGUCCCACCACGUGUCGACUAUCAAGAGCAUCUCUACGAGAAUGUCAAUGUGAACUAAGGAAUAAGCAAAUAGCAAAGGUUGGCAUGCAAUCCCGCUUCUCUUAGGGAGUAGCUAAAGGUGCCAAUUUUAGUAUAAGUAAUGCUCUGUCACCCUCCAAUGCUAACUCCUUCAAUGCCAACUCUGACCAGCGCCUAUCAAGGCAUGCUGGAGAUUAUUUUUUCCCCGAUAUAUUAUCCUGACCUCUGUCAUGCACAAAUCACGGGAAAGAAGUCAAGCUGAGCUUGCUUCACUCUCACGGGUAGCGGCCUGCCUGAUAAAUGAACGUCUCGUUACGUCCGACUUCACCAAUGAAGCAAUUGUGCUGUCAUACUCGCACAUAGAGGAGACGAUCCGCGUCCAUCUUACUCAGCCUCUCCAAUUCCAUGACGCCGUCCAUGCGUCCGAACUUUCAGGCAAGGUUACUUACAACCAAGAUGUGGUGUCAGAUGGGGCACAGCUCAUGCGUAUAUUUGGUACCUGGGCCAAGUUGGCGUCUGACAGAAUCGACAGCAUCUGCAGAGAGCUGGAAAACUCGGUCGACAACUUGGAGAUAUCAUACCGACGCAAUCGAUCUCUCACCAUUGACUCUCCCGCUAUCGACUGGGAACAAGCAAUCGUGGAAGGUCAUGGAAUGCAUCCAUGGCAUAAGUGCAGAUAUCCCAUGGUGGGCGACUUUGAGACGGCAAAAAUUCACUUUGUGACUCUUACUCGAGACCAGAUGACGGUUGUUGGAGACUACGAUGAACGUAUCCGCAAGAUUGCCCUUGUCGAUCAACCCGAUGAAGGUCGCAUUAUUCUCCCCGUCCAUGCUUUUCAACUGCCGAACGUCAUGAAAGCCUUCCCCCAAGUCAAAAUAUUGCCCCAAACUAUCACCGGUCGCCCGCAGAGCUCUGUACGAACCAUCUCUGUCCCCGAUCCCGACUUCUGCAUCAAAGUGCCACUUGCCAUCAAAAUCACGUCGAUUGUACGAACUAUCCGACCAUGGGCGAUCACCAUCGGUUAUCGAAUGGAGCCAAUCUUGCAAGUAAUCGAAAAAGCAGCUGAAACCUUCGGUGGCUCUUUGCGUGUUGUCCGCGAAUACGGAGCAGCCGCAUCUUCAAGCGAACACUUAGGUUGUAUCAUUCGCCAAAGCACGGAGUCUAUCGCAGCCGAAACAGGGGAUAGGAUCAUUGUUUGUGCUGCACUAGCCGAACAUAUCCAAGAUAUCUGGCGGGAUGAGACUACCGAAAGUAAGCUGGAGCUGUUGCGCGAGUUCUGCAGCCAUCUAUUCCGUGCUGUACUGCCCUCUGUCCUGCUGCAUGGCUUCGCUCUACAGGCCCAUAUGCAAAAUCUCCUCAUCCGACUAGACCCAGUCUCACGGGCGAUUCGAGGGUUCCUUGUUCGGGAUUUAGGCUCAUUUCGGGUACAUGGGGAGACGUUCUCGAAGUCGACCUCGCUAGACGUCGAUACCUCCUGGGUCUUGACAAAGUCAGAUUCACUAGAAAAGGUGUACCAGUACAUUCACAGUGUGAUUCAUGGCGAUGUCGCUUCCAUGAUCCGCGCUCUGAAGGUAGGCAUAUCGGGAUGGAGAAUUGCCCGGCGCGAGUUAGAAAGAGUAAUUCCGGUUGAGAACGAGCUGGCUCGCCAGACAUGGUUGGAUAGUCCGGUUUGUACGUCCCGAGCUCAUCUCUCGAUGCAGCUGUUUGGUGUGGAGCGGGAAUGCCAAGUGACGACUAUUCCAAAUCGCUUCUACCAUUGCUCACAAUAUGAAGAAGUAUCCUUAGCUGUUUAGUUAGAAUUUCUUCUAUCAACGAGGGAACCAAAUGCCGAUGUAAUGUUUGCCGACAUCAUGUUUGCGUACUUUUCAAUUUAAAUGUUUAAC
Ilyonectria robusta is the source of this 1915-nucleotide messenger RNA. Its product is annotated as IucC family-domain-containing protein. The transcript has a single exon. NCBI's taxonomy places the organism in Eukaryota, Fungi, Ascomycota, Sordariomycetes, Hypocreales, Nectriaceae. The record is from RefSeq and is a predicted model, not a curated record. Bases 263 to 1825 code for a protein of 520 amino acids. Gene Ontology annotation, biological process: siderophore biosynthetic process.